Molecule: messenger RNA, 948 nt
Organism: Gracilinanus agilis (Agile Gracile Mouse Opossum)
Lineage: Eukaryota; Metazoa; Chordata; Mammalia; Didelphimorphia; Didelphidae
Product: olfactory receptor 10T2
Exons: 1
Coding region: 1-948 (315 amino acids)
Biological process (GO): G protein-coupled receptor signaling pathway
Cellular component (GO): membrane
Molecular function (GO): G protein-coupled receptor activity; olfactory receptor activity
Source: RefSeq, a predicted model, not a curated record
AUGAAAAGAAUCAACCAAACCACUAGGGUUACCAAGUUUAUCCUUGUGGGUUUCUCCAGUCUUGGUGAGCUGCAGAUGCUACUCUUUGUGAUCUUUCUGCUUCUCUACAUGACAAUCCUAUUGGCCAAUGUCACCAUCAUGACUGUGAUCCGCUGUAGCCGGUCCCUUCAUACCCCUAUGUACGGCUUCCUCUUCAUCCUCUCCUUUUCUGAAACCUGUUAUACCUUUGUCAUCAUUCCCCAGCUCCUGGCCCACCUGCUCUCCAUCACCAAGACAAUCUCCUUUGUGGCCUGUGCCACCCAACUCUUCUUCUUUCUAGGCUUUGCAUGCACCAACUGCUUCCUCAUUGCUGUGAUGGGCUAUGACCGUUAUGUAGCCAUCUGCUACCCCCUGAGAUACAUGAUCAUCAUGAACAAGAGGCUGGGUCUAGGACUGAUAUCUGUGUCUGCUGCUACAGGAUUCUUCAUUGCCCUGGUGGCUACCAACCUCAUCUGCGAAAUGCCUUUCUGUGGCCCCAACAGGGUCAAUCACUAUUUCUGUGACAUGGCACCUGUUAUCAAACUGGCCUGUACAGACACUCAUGUGAAGGAAUUGGCUCUAUUCAGCCUCAGCAUCUUGGUCAUCAUGGUUCCCUUCCUGCUUAUCCUCAUAUCCUAUGGAUUCAUUGUCAAGACCAUCCUUAAGAUCCCAUCAGCUGAAGGGAAGCGUAAGGCAUUUGCCACCUGUGCCUCCCAUCUCACUGUAGUCAUUGUCCACUAUGGAUGUGCCUCCAUUAUCUAUCUUCGGCCCAAAUCCAAAUCUGCAUCAGACAAAGACCAGCUGGUGGCAGUGACCUACACUGUAGUGACUCCCCUGCUCAACCCCCUUGUCUACAGCCUGAGGAAUCAGGAGGUGAAGGCAGCACUGAAGAGGGUCUUUUGGAGGCCAGUGUCUGCCAAGUUGAUCUGA